AUGGCCUCGGGAGAAGUAGGUGCCUCAGAUGUUGCAGCUUGGUCAGCACCGGGCAGUGGACUGGUAUCCGUUGGAGCCUCGGUACCGGGGGUCGACUGUCCUCUUUGCUUUGCCUCAAUAUUUAAAGAUGGCCCAGAUCUUCUAGGCCUCUGCAGGGGAACCUCUUCGGAAGAAGCGUCACCUGAAAUGUCAAUAUAUUCAAUUGACCUUAGAGGAGUUGCAAAAAGAAUUUCUUCCCCACCUGCGUGCAGAGUAGGAGCCGAAGGUCCUUCUUCAGCGAUACAAAUAGAAGACGUUGAUAUGAACCCAGCGAUAUCUGACUUUGGCACGGCAAGAAGUUUUGGAGGAAAUGAGAUUGGAGCCAUGACAACAAGAGUGGCUAGGACAUACGGCUACAUGUCUCUAGAGUAUGCAGCAGAAGGAAAAUUUUCAGUGAAAUCAGAUGUAUUUAGCUUUGGGGUUCUAGUUAUGGAGAUUGUAAGCGGGAAGAGAAAUAGAGGGUUCUUGUGUGGAUCUGCUUCAAAGAAGGAAGGGUUUUGGAAGUAA
Molecule: messenger RNA, 546 nt
Organism: Lycium ferocissimum
Lineage: Eukaryota; Viridiplantae; Streptophyta; Magnoliopsida; Solanales; Solanaceae
Product: cysteine-rich receptor-like protein kinase 43
Exons: 5
Coding region: 1-546 (181 amino acids)
Biological process (GO): protein phosphorylation
Molecular function (GO): protein kinase activity
Source: RefSeq, a predicted model, not a curated record